Molecule: messenger RNA, 1222 nt
Organism: Rhizophagus irregularis DAOM 181602=DAOM 197198
Lineage: Eukaryota; Fungi; Glomeromycota; Glomeromycetes; Glomerales; Glomeraceae
Source: RefSeq, a predicted model, not a curated record
AUGUACAAUAAUGUGACACAUAAAGAAUUAUUGAAUUUAUUAAGUAUGGACAAUAGAGAAAGGGAGGACACAAUACAUAAAGGAAAAUGUAGGAAUAUAGUAGAUAGAAUAAUUGAAUCAAUAAGGUACAGACAACAACCGAAAAUGAAAGAAAAAGGAUUGAGAAUAAUAAUAGUAGUAAUUGUAAGGGACUGUAUUGAAGGAGACUUAGAAAAUGAAGUAUUUGAUCGGUUAAUCGGAUGUCCAGAAAUAAUGGAACAUGGAUACAUUUUAGAAGAUUGGGAUGUUGAAAAUAGAUUUCAAAAGUUUUGGGAUUGGUACAACACGAUAUUGGAAAAUGAAAUGAAAGCAAUACAUGUUAAGAAGUUAUCAAUAAAGUUAUUCAGGGAUUUAUUAUAUGAAGAAACAGAAAAUCUGUUGUGGACAGAGGUAAAUGAAUUAUUAAUCCAGAUAGAAUAUCAGAAUAGAUGUGAUGUAUUCACUCAAGAAGGAGAGAAUACAUGGAAGAGAUAUGUAUCAAAAGUAAGACAAAGAUUUAUUGACACCAAACAAUUUACAAGAGAACCCGAGGACCCAGAAAGUGAUAGUCCUGAAAGUUAUGAAUUAGAAUACAGUGAUGGUAGUAUACAUUAUGAAGUAAAAAUAGAGGACAAUGUCGAAUGGACAGUGGAAUUAUUAAAAAGAAAAAUUGAAGAAAUGGGUGGAAGGUUCACUGACAAAGAUAUACAAAGAAUGUGGGACCUAUUUAUAAGGAUAGAAUUGAUAUUAACAGAAGACUUUUUAGGUACAUUUUUCGAAUUAAUGGGACUAAGUUAUGAAAAAUUAAAAGAUGAAAUAAAUGAAUGGUUAACUAAAGAAACAUUAAUAUGUGGAAUUUGUAGAAAUAGAAAGUUACCUGAUAUGAUAUCAGAUAUUGGACAAUGUAAAAUUUGUGAACAAAAAGAAUUAUUAUAAUUAAAGGAUGACUUAGAAAAACUUGGAUACGAAUUAAAUUUGUCAGAAAUAGAUAGAAUUAGAGAAUUCAGGAUAAGCAAUAGUUUAAUAUUAACAACGGAAUUUAUGGAAAAAUAUUUCCAGGAAAUUGAUUCAGAUAACAAAGAAUUAAGGAAAAAAUUAUAUGAAUGGAUAAAUGAAAAUACCACAUUUUGUGAUGAAUGUGGAAUAAGAUGGAUAAACAAUAAAUUUGACGAAGGAAAAACCAAGUGUAGGGAUUGUGAAAAUG